ACAUUUGACAGCUGUUUUGUCGUGAAGAAUUUUUCCGCAUUUCCAGCAAUCAAUUUUUCCCAUUUCUGACGAAAAUAGGUGUGGAAAAGCAGUGAAAUCACAUCGAAGAGGUUUGCAAAAGUGUUAACGAGUUUUCAGCGAGUGAAUUGCGAACCAAUUAUACAAGGAUGGAGGCUCUGGACGUACUAGAGAAGCGUGUGGAUGCUCUGAAUGAUUUACUGGGCCCCCUGCCAGAUGAGGACACCGCGAUCAAGGGUGGGGAGAACCUCACAGAUUCGCUGACGUCAGCGCACACCUUGCUCACGAGCGCUCUGAGUGGCCGAGACAAGAUUACCGAGGUGCUGAAGCGCACGGAUGAGCUCGAGAGCUAUUUGGAUCCCAACUUCCUCGAUGACAAGCAGGAUGUGAAGGCGCAGGAGGUGUACAUCAACACCAUUGCCACUGAGCUGGCUGGGAACUUUGAGAUGCUGGAGAAGAUCAAGUCCCUGGAACCGACCUUGGGUGCUGAGUACUUUAGCAAUAUCCCAGAUGCCACGGACAAGCUCAAGGCUUUGAACAACUCAACAUCUGAGCAGAAGGAUCAGGGAGAGAUGAUUGAGCAGAGCAUCAUCCUGGCUAUUCAGAGAUACAGUGAGAUUCAGGCGGGCAUCAAAGAGUCACUGCGGAAGAUGAACGAGAGGAUAGACGAGCUGGAGCAGAGGCUGUCGAAGAAGAAGAAGGACGUGGACGUGUAAGCAAGCGUGU
Molecule: messenger RNA, 744 nt
Organism: Phlebotomus argentipes
Lineage: Eukaryota; Metazoa; Arthropoda; Insecta; Diptera; Psychodidae
Gene: DCTN3-p24
Exons: 2
Coding region: 168-734 (188 amino acids)
Biological process (GO): cytoskeleton-dependent cytokinesis
Cellular component (GO): dynactin complex
Source: RefSeq, a predicted model, not a curated record